AUGGCCUCUAUUCGCACUCCUCUCGUGGCCGCCUCGGUCCUCCUUGGUCUUGCCUCGGCCCGCAGCGUCCCUACCAACGUGAAGAGCUUCUACGACGCCGUUGUUGCCCAGGGCAAGUGCAACAACGUGCUCGCUGGUGGCUUCUACAGCGAAGACGGCGACUCUGGCGACUUCGACUACUGUGGUGACCACAUCGAUGACUACAACGUCGUCUACCUCCAGGGCAAGAACGGCGCUCUUGUCAACAUCGAUAUUGACUGUGACGGCAUCCAGGGCAGCUCCGCCGACGACGGCCGGUGCGGAAGCUCCGGUGACACGCAGUCCAUGACCUCGUUCAUGGACACGGUCGCGGGAUACGGCACGGGUCAGAAGGAUCUAGACGCCAACAUCCACCCUUAUGUCGUCUUUGGCAACACCGGCAGCAAGUCCGGCUGGGCCACCUUUGACCCGCAGGAGCACGGCAUCGAGCCAUUGAGUGUCAUGGCCGUCGUGUGCGGUGACAAGCUGAUCUACGGCGUCUGGGGCGAUGAGAACGGCGACGACGGCGAAUUCCCCAUGGUCGGUGAGGCCUCCAUCUCGCUGGCCACGGCUUGCUACGGCACCGAUAUGAACGGCAACAACGGCCACGCCGAGAACGACGUCCUGUUCAUCGCCUUCCCCGGCAGCGACGCCGUGCCCGGAGCCGACGGCGCCACGUGGGACGCCUCGGGCUACGAGACGUUCGAGGAGAGCAUCUCGUCGCUGGGAGACAAGUUGAUUGAGCGUCUCGGCGGGUCGUCCAGCGGUGACGGUAACAGUGGUGGUAAUGGCAGCAGCAGCGAUGACUGCUCGUGGUCUGGCCACUGCGAAGGUGCUACUUGCUCUAGCUAUGAUGACUGCUCUGAUGAUUUAAUCUGCACCAACUCGAAAUGCACUUCCACGUGA
Ilyonectria robusta is the source of this 924-nucleotide messenger RNA. RefSeq names its product family 75 glycoside hydrolase. NCBI's taxonomy places the organism in Eukaryota, Fungi, Ascomycota, Sordariomycetes, Hypocreales, Nectriaceae. Bases 1 to 924 code for a protein of 307 amino acids. Gene Ontology annotation, molecular function: chitosanase activity. The transcript is spliced from 4 exons. The record is from RefSeq and is a predicted model, not a curated record.